AAUUAUAGACAUGUGUGUUUUUAGGUUAGUGAUUAAUUAAAAGAUAUUAUUAAUGUUUUUAAUUAAAGCUAAUUAAGACUAGUCAUUGUAAUAAUAUUUGUUUAUUCGCGAAAAUUGUAUAAAUAAAGAUGGAUAGGACGCCUGUUAAAUCACCGAAAAAAGAUGGCGUUUUAAGUCCAGUGUCAGUUGUACAAAAACUAGAUAUUAAAUCACCAUCGAGUCCUAUUUCAUCCUGCCAUUUAAGAACAGCCAAGGAUAAUGUUGUGCAGUUAAAUAAAUUGUUCCACGAUUGGAAGCAAUUGAAUACCAAAUCCCUGGUAUUGAUAAAAUCAAUUUUUCAAAUCAAAUCAAAAAGUUUAGACACUGAAACUAGUUGCGUUGAUGAACUAGAAUCAAUAUUUUUGAAUGGCGAGGAAGUAAUAGCUGGCUAUGAAAAUAUUGUUUGUUCAAUGAAUAUGAUAAAUAAAAAGUUUGAAGCACUAACUAAAUUAUGUGAUCCGCAAGAAUUGUUAUUUGUUACUAGUACAGCUUUGCAAGUGGAAAACUUAGUGUCGAAAAUUGUGCAAGGAUAUGAGAAGGAAUUAGCAACAAAAAAAUUAGUUUAUGAAAAUAUAGCACAUGCAAAAAGUUUGAGUAAGUUAACAAUGUAUGCUGCAGCAUGGGAGUAUGAAGUAUAUUUAGAAAGUGUUUCUGUAGAUGUUUUAAGGUUAAAUAUGGAAACAAACUUGCCUGUAAAUACUUAAUUUUUAUU
Ctenocephalides felis (cat flea) is the source of this 751-nucleotide messenger RNA. RefSeq lists its product as uncharacterized. Bases 129 to 743 code for a protein of 204 amino acids. NCBI's taxonomy places the organism in Eukaryota, Metazoa, Arthropoda, Insecta, Siphonaptera, Pulicidae. The transcript is spliced from 3 exons. The record is from RefSeq and is a predicted model, not a curated record.